AUGGAAGAGAGCAAGGGAGGUGAACGGGAUCCUUACAACCCCGUAGAUGACAGCGCUAUGGCGGUCAGCGGCGGGGGUACCGCCGACGAAUGCGACAUCCCGGAAUUCUCUCUUUGUGCAGCCUUGGUGGGGCACACGGGGGACGUCAGGAGCCUCGCCGUCGGCAAGAGACACCUCUACAGCGGCGCUCGGGACAGCGUGGUCAUGGCCUGGCCACUGGACGAGGAUGGCCACAUCGACGGCACUCACGUGGCACCGGCAGCGCAAGUCACCCUCCCGGACUGGGUUAACGCGCUUGCCGUGAAGUCACCCGCGGGGGGCGAGGAGGUCAUCGUUGGCGGCUGCAAGGACGGGGGCAUCUAUGCGGUGGAGUGGGAGGAAGGGGGACCCGCAGCGGUGGCGGCAGCGGCAGCAGCCGGUGGGAACGGAGCGAAGCUCGUGGUUCGAAAGACUUUGCUCGGCCACAACGCCCCGAUUUCUUCCCUGUCAUGGACCUCCGAAGGGCUGUUGCUGUCGGGGUCGUGGGAUGAAACCGCCAAGGCCUGGGACCUCGAAACGGCCACGUGCAAGUGGACCCUGGGCGGACACGAGAACAACGUGUGCGUGCUCGGACUAGGAUCAGGCUCCGUCGCCACCGGCUCAACCGGGCUAAGUGUCGAGGGGCAUCUGGUGGGGCAGCAGAUCAGGAUGUGGGAGGGCUCGCCACCGAAGGAAUGGCGCAGCCUGACGGAUCACACUUCAGGGAUCCGUGAUCUUUGCCUGGUCGAUGCACCGGCAUCAUCGCUGUCAUCAUCGCCAGGACACUGCUUCUGCAGCGCCUCAAACGACGCCACGGUGCGCGUGUGGAGCGAGGACGGGGACUGUCGAGCGGUAGUCACGAUUCCCGGAGGAGGAGGAGGAGGCGGCGGUGGCGGUAUGAGCGCGGAAGGCAGCGUAGCCGACGUUGCCACCGGUUCUGCGGACUACGCCGUCCGGGUUUUCACACCCGACUCCGAGCGCUUCCUGCGGGGAGAUCGAUUGAAGGAGGCGCUGGAGGCGGUAGGGGGGGGUAGUAGCAGCGACGCGUGCGGCGGCGGCGCUUCGGCUGUUCCUGGCAGCGCCCCCCCCAGAGGAGGGAGAUCGGGCGGCGGGGGAGAAAACCUGCCGUCUACGUCGGAGAUGUCUGUCAUGGUCGGGGCGGAGGACGGGCAGCUGAGCGCCUUCGCUUGUCACGAAACCGGCGAGGCAAAGGUGUUCCGCUGGACAGAGGCGGUCGGGGGAGGGGGUGCCAAGUGGGAACAGCUGGGGGCGCUACGGCCCCCGGUGCGGAAAGUUGCCUUCGAGGGCGGGCUCUACGAUAAGGUUAUUCCUGUCGAGGUUGAAUCGGCAUCUCGGGGUUUCUUGGCGUUACAGCUUGGCGUUAACCACGGGGACGACCCCAAGGCGGUUGCCGACGCCUUUUGCAAGAAGCACUCCUUGGGACCAGAAUACUUGCCACAGAUCGAGCAGUUCUUGUUCAUCGCUUCUUUGUGAGAAAAGCUAGGGACUAUCGGCUCUACGAUGUCGACGACGGCAACAUCAUUUGUUUUCCUCAUGUUAUCUGCUUCUUUUUCGAGAAACGGCAAAAGAAGCGGGGAAGGACAAAAAAGAACAUGACGACCGAGGCACCGCGGAAUUGCAAGCACCCGAUACAAACAUACCCACCUCGGCGCGCACGUUUUGAAUCGCCUGCUCCAACAUCUUCGAACACGGCACAAGAGUUUGGGCCCGGUGAGGUGGCGGGCCACGCCCGGAGGAACCCGUUCUCCCGAUACAACCUUUGCAGUACGACUUGCUGCCUCUGUUGUCGCCGUUGUGCAUUACCCCAUUUUCAAGCAACGAAACCGGCAUCAGCGAUUUUGAUUGGUUGACUGUUCGUCGCGUUCCGGGACUAGGAUCGUGCAUCAUCAAGUGUAGACUACGUGUCAAGCUGGUGCAUGUACCUGCGGAUAUUUUGUGGGCAGUGUAUCGGAGUAGACGGGUCCCCGUUUCUCUGCCGAUGCCAUCAUAUUUUUUUUAGGACAUGCACGGCAGAACACAGCGGAGCCGGCUGACAUAGGGAUAGGCACAUGAGGGGAGGAAAUUUGGUAGUUGUUGACUUCUUGAGUUGCCGGUAGUCGAUUCCAGUUUUUUCUUCAAACUGUAGAUACCCUCGGACAUGUAACAGCAAAACUUGCGUGGUGUCGUCCACCUCAACACGAGGAAAGGAGCAGAACACCAACUACCACUGGUUUUGCGGCGAUUCUGCAGGUCGCCUUUCCCGUGCCCUAUGCGUACGACUCAGCCAGUCAGUUGCAUUCAGCAGCCUCUUGUUGAGUAAGGAGGGUUGGUGAGAUGCGCCCUAGCACUACCGGUUUUUGCGACGAUUCAGCAGGAUACCCGUAUUGUGUGCACACGACUUCGCCAACCAAUUGCACUCAGUAGCAGCCUCCGGGAUGGUUGAUGAGAUGGGCCCACCUCCUGCAGGAAGGCGGCUCGAUCCCCCCCCGCGGCAAUCGCUACUCUUUCUCCCGGUAUACGGUACGGUUUUCUUGGCAGGGCGUUUGUUCGAGGGCCGGAAAACGGGGGGAGGGGCGCAUGCCUGUCUGUGUGUGGAAUAGAUCCCCAUGCACACACUGAACGCGCCCGUACUCAAGAACCUCUAGGGAGUCGGCGGAGGCUGCGGUUCUUACUUCCUAGGGCCAUGCUAGGAAUGGUUGGUAUAUCGGUUUCAGUGGUGGGGGUUCUUAUCCGAGCUCGCACAUGAUGGUGGUGCUCAAGUUGUUAAAUUUUUGAGUUUUUUUUAGGCUCCAUUUCUUCGAUGUUCCGUGUUUGCACGAGGCUACGCUUCUGAAAACCGUUACCCUUCUUC
This is a messenger RNA of Ectocarpus siliculosus, 2869 nucleotides long. Lineage: Eukaryota; Phaeophyceae; Ectocarpales; Ectocarpaceae. The record is from the annotation of a GenBank genome assembly.